AUGAAGCACCGCGAUCUGCUCAAGGGACGAGUUAAGCGACUGCUGAAGGAGCAAAAAGAUACGGGUCAAGUGGGGGAGUCAGCCGUGGCUGGUUGCGUAUCAGCAGUGCAGCUGUUUGUGCGAGACUUGGCCAGAAAAAUGCAAAUGCAGUCGGUGGAAGGUCAAGCGCUGACGCCGAUUGAAUUAAAGAAAAGUGUACUGUCAAGUGGAGAGCUCAAGUUCCUGCAUGAGAAAGUGGCUGCUAUUGACGAGAGUGCUGUUAAGUACCCCACUUCAACACGACGCGGUGGCAAGAAGCGGACACCAACAGCUACUGCUGAAAAGUCGUCAAGUAAGAAGGCAAGAACCACAACGACAGCCAAGAAGACGGUCAAGAAUAUAGCAAAAGCAGUUGAAGUGUCAUCUGCAAAGACUAAGGAUGGGCGGCCACAUUUACAGAGCAAGGAAGCUUUGCCAGUCCAGGACAGUGUCUCGUCCAUACAUCAAGCUCAACUGCCGGUGGUGGAAGAAGACGAAGACUACGACGAAAGUGAUAGUGACGCGUGA
This is a messenger RNA of Peronospora matthiolae, 546 nucleotides long. Lineage: Eukaryota; Oomycota; Peronosporomycetes; Peronosporales; Peronosporaceae. The record is from the annotation of a GenBank genome assembly.